Suillus plorans is the source of this 1251-nucleotide messenger RNA. RefSeq lists its product as uncharacterized. NCBI's taxonomy places the organism in Eukaryota, Fungi, Basidiomycota, Agaricomycetes, Boletales, Suillaceae. The coding region runs from base 1 to 1251 and encodes 416 amino acids. The record is from RefSeq and is a predicted model, not a curated record. The transcript is spliced from 11 exons.
AUGAUUCUGGCACUUCCCUCGCAACUGCCGAAGUCAGCGAUGAAGACUCGCAAGCAGGCGAAGACAACUCGCCUUGCUAAGUCGAAGGAGUUCGUUGAGUCCAAAGAUGAUGAUGACUCACUUACUCAGCCAGUUUCGGGUGGGGUUCCAAUGGUCAUCCUUCCCCAGCUCUCCGCAUGUGUUGCAAGGACAUCCGGAUCGCCUCGUUCACCCAGGGCCCCAAAGAAGAAACCUUUCGGGCCUGCUAUGGCAAUUUCUGGCAAGCUUCCGGAGGUCAUUAGGCCCCCUCAACCAACUCCGGCCACCCUGGCAGUGGCGCCACCAGUCAUUGACACAAGUGACAUUCUCAUUCCCGGACCCAUGAAACAACCCUUGCCAGGCUUGCCACAAGAUGGAAUGGCCCUGCGCAACUCGGUUGGACAAGAGGACCGGCAACCCCUUGAGUCUGGGACCACCGCCGAAAUGCUCUCGAGAGGACCAGGUCCAAAACUCCUUCCAAAGCUCCCUCCAAAGCUUCGCCCACCUCACAAUCCACAGGCCAAACUCGUAGUCAAUCUCGUGGCCCUUCCGGCACUCCCGGUGAAGCUGCUAUUCGACCCUAAAGGGUUUCUGGACCAGGCUCAAGGCUCAGAGGAGAGGAAAUAUCAUGAAAAACUACUGAAGACCCUGACUCCUACUGCCCAGCCAGAAAUGAAUCUCUACACCGGUCUGUCUGCUGUGAAAACACCCAAGGUGCAGACACGGGGUCGCAGCAAGACCGUUACUGCCAUCAAGGCACCUACACCUGCACCAGCUCGAGUUGCACCAUUGACCUCCGGAGUUUCUCGUUCGGCACUCGAUGUGCCCAUGCCUGAUCUCCACGCCAUGGCAAUGGCUAUUCAGGAUGGUGCAGCUCGAGUCACAAUUCUUGAGGCUCGUGUGGCAGAGCAGGAUGGGAUGGAGCUCACACCCCUGAAACUCGAGGAUCCUUCUGCCAUCGAGGGUCUGAUGUUUGAGCCUGGCCAAUUAGAACCGGAGGGUCCACAGAUGUCUGGCGAGGGUGUCAUGUUUGAGCCCAGCCAAGUUGAACCUGAGGGUCCACAGAUGUCCGGCGAGGGUGUCAUGUUUGAGCCCAGCCAAGUUGAACCUGAUGGUCCACAGAUGUCCGGCGACAUUGUGGACCCAGAUGAUCCUGGCAACCUUGUCCCAGAAUACAAUUCUGUGGAUGAAAUGGAUAUUGAGGUGAAGGGUGAAGGUUCUGGUGAGGAGUGA